AUGGAUCCGUACUUCUUUAUUUUCAAGGAUGAUCAUCAUACCAUCUACGUACUUAUAUAUGUUGAUGACAUUUUGGUGACAAGCAACUCUGCUGCUCGUGUUACUACACUUCUUACCCAGUUGUCGUCUGAGUUUACUAUUAAGGACCUUGGGCCACUCUCUUUUUUUCUUGGAAUUGAAGCAACCUACAACUCUACUUGUCUUCUUCUUUUUCAGUCCCGUUAUGUAUCAGAUCUUCUCCAACGGGCUGGUAUGAUGGAUUGCAAACCCAGCUCCACUCCCAUGGCCAUCACCUUCAUAUCCUCUAACACAGGGAGUGUUCCUUUUGCCGGUGCCACUAAGUACCGUUCCAUCGUGGGUGCCCUCCAAUAUGUCACCCUCACUCUCCCUGACGUUGCCUUUACUGCCAACCAUGUUUGUGAGUUCAUGCAUGCCCCUACUGAGGAUCAUAGUGGUCUCUUGUCAAAUGCAUCCUGCGUUAUUUGA
This is a messenger RNA of Telopea speciosissima, 486 nucleotides long. RefSeq lists its product as uncharacterized. The transcript has a single exon. Bases 1 to 486 code for a protein of 161 amino acids. The record is from RefSeq and is a predicted model, not a curated record. Lineage: Eukaryota; Viridiplantae; Streptophyta; Magnoliopsida; Proteales; Proteaceae.